UUUCUUCUAUCACUUGGGGAAUACCUUGAAUCAUUAUUUGUCCGAACAACUUGCGGCAACUAAACUCGAAAGACCAGUGGCUUGCUUCUUAGUUCAACAAACAUCGUCAAGGCGGACGGCAGCGAUAAAAUUAUGCGGUGUUACAGAAUACAGUUGUUUGUGGUUUGUUCACUUCUUUUCUUCAUUAAUAUUAACGCACAAUUUUUUUUAGAACGAAGAUCGUCAUGUACGACUCCUAACGGCGACAUAGCACGGUGUAUCCCAAUUAGCUCCUGUCCUAUUCUUUACGAUGCUGUCACAACUCGAGAUAAGCAACAGUUAAAGUUUUUGAAAGAAUCACAGUGUGGAUAUGGCCGGGAUCCUUUGGUUUGUUGCGGUCUUCAUAACAAUUAUCGUCUAAACCCUGGCGAUUUUGCCUACGAUGAUGAACCCUUCGGCUGGGGUAACUCCCACCAUAGAAGGAACUCAGGGUCGCAAAACUGGGACAGGGACGAUACUCCAAGCUGGGGCAAUGAAAGAAAAAAUAAUAAUAAUAAUAACGAAUGGAGCACUAAUAACAGGAGAAGAACUACAACUCAAAGAACAAAUUCGGAAGAAUCUGGAUGGGGUAUUAGUGACAGACCAAACAGAAGAACAAGCGGUGAAGAAUCUAGAUGGAGUACUAGUGAUAGACCAAACAGAAGAACAAGCGGUGAAGAAUCUGGAUGGGGUACUACUGACAGACCAAAUAGACGAACAAGCGGUGAAGAUUCGAGCCGUCGUAACAAUAACAGAAGAACGACAACACAACGAACAAAUUCCGAGGAAUCUAGUUUUGAAAGAGAGGAUGACAGAUUCAAUGAUCGAACUAAUUCGGGAUCAAACAGUAAUAGACAAACAAGUCAAGGUUCUGGUAGUACCGAUAAGUCCGAAUGUGGAGUCCAGGAAGUUGAUCGAAUUCUCGACGGGCAGGCCACCGAUUUGCGAGAAUUCCCUUGGAUGGCUUUGUUACAGUACCGCAAAAAGUCCGGAAAUUUGGUAUUUUCCUGUGGCGGAACUCUCAUUUCACCUCGCUACGUUUUAACAGCAGCUCACUGCGUCCGAGGACAAAUCCUUACAAAAAUCGGGCCAUUGGUCAAUGUCAGGCUAGGCGAGUACAACACUGAAACAGAGCGAGACUGUAGUAACCAAAUGGGAUUCGAAAUUUGUAACGAGAAACCAAUAGAUUCAGAGAUUGAUAAAGUGAUACCCCAUCCCGACUACAGCGAUAACAGUGCGGACAGAUACCAUGACAUUGCUUUAAUCAAAUUGAAGCGACAAGUCUCGUACACUGAUUUUAUUAAGCCCAUUUGUUUGCCCGGAAAAUCGGAAAAAACGAGUGUUGGUAAACGGCUAGCGGUAGCUGGAUGGGGCCGAACGGAGUACGCCAGUAAUAGUCCAGUCAAACUAAAACUGUGGGUUCCAGUGGCGGAAACCUCCCAGUGUUCCAGCAAAUUUAAAUCGGCUGGAGUGACUUUAGGGAAUAGACAGUUGUGUGCUGGAGGAGAGCAAGGCAGAGAUUCUUGUAAUGGGGACAGUGGUGGGCCUUUAAUGGCGGUCAGAAAUGCGACAGCCCAAUGGUACAUUGAAGGAAUUGUCUCGUUUGGAGCGAGAUGUGGUAGCGAAGGAUGGCCAGGAAUUUACACACGGGUGUCGGAGUAUCUCGACUGGAUUCAAAACAAUACCAAUUCGAUUUUAAUCUCCAUUGUGCUCGCCUUGCCUCACGAUGAAGGUUGUAUCAAAAUAAAAAAGUGUCCAGCAGCCAUAGAUCAUAUAAAAAAUAUUAAAAAUGAUAAAGCAAGUUUGGAAAUUCUUGAAAAGGCGCAUUGUGGUUUUGAGGGACAGGAACCUAUAGUCAAAUGCACUAGUAUUCCUCGUCUGUCAAGAUGCAUCUACAGUGACAGUCAAGAGCGAGAGAUAAAAAUGUUGACCACGUAUUUGAAUCAGCUCCUAUUACUUAUCCUAGUUUUAUUUCAAACUUAUUCACCUGUGCAAAAUAAUUCUACUGUUGAUCCAAAAGGUUGUGUGUACCUGAACGAUUGUCCUAAAGCUCUAGAACUGAUCCAAAGCCGGCGAAAUGAUCGAAAAGUUAUUGACUUUCUAAGAUCUAUAUCUUGUGGCAAUAGCCUCAGAAAAGACAUGAUAUUAUGUGAAAACAUUUCUUCUUUUACUGCAACUCGCUCAAAAUUUGUAUCAGACAGUGAAUGUGGCACACAAAGCACUUCGGCGAAAAUAACACACGGCAAAAGGGCUCAAAUUGAUGAAUUUCCGUGGCUGGCGUUGUUGAAGUACAAAAAUCGAACAAAUCAUAUUGAAUACAGGUGUCACGGUUCCUUAAUAAGCAGCAAAUAUGUCCUUACGGCAUCACACUGUCUAAGUUAUUCCGACAGACUUAAAUCAAGAUAUGGAGAAUUAUACAGUGUAGUGCUUGGAGAAUAUAACACUAGAACAGUCAGAGACUGCGCCACACCUCCUGAUGACUGCACUGACCCUAUCCAAGAAUUUUCCCCAGAGGCUGUUUUCACUCAUCCAAAAUUUCUUUCAGAAGGUGCAUUAAGUGAUAUUGCUUUAGUACGUCUAAACGGAAGCGCACGCUUUUCCGAUUUUGUUAGACCCAUUUGUCUGCCAACAAAUACUUUUAUCUUAAACGAAAAUGAAACACUUUUGAUAUCCGGGUGGGGCAAAACGGAAAACAGAACAACGAGUGAUGUGAAACUAAAGGGUAAAAUAAAAUAUUUGACUCAGGAUUCCUGUUCUAUGCGUCUUGAUGAUAGUCAAAUUUGUGCCGGUUCUUCAGACGGUACCGAUACAUGCCAGGGGGACUCAGGAGGGCCCCUAAUGGUUCACAGACAAACUAAUGGAGAAAUGCGAUUUUUUCUAGUUGGUGUUGUUUCAUUUGGGAAAGAAUGUGGGUCCGGGUCUGCCGUUUACACAAAUGUAAUGAAAUUUGUUGACUGGAUUGUUGAUAAAAUGUCUUCAGGCUGAUAAUAAAGUUUCUAGUUUCUA
Molecule: messenger RNA, 3024 nt
Organism: Tribolium castaneum (red flour beetle)
Lineage: Eukaryota; Metazoa; Arthropoda; Insecta; Coleoptera; Tenebrionidae
Exons: 11
Coding region: 133-3003 (956 amino acids)
Biological process (GO): proteolysis
Molecular function (GO): serine-type endopeptidase activity
Source: RefSeq, a predicted model, not a curated record